AAACAUGCACACGUACAUUAGUAUGCAUGCCCUACACAUGGCAUACGUGAUUAGAAUAUCUGUUUUCAUCUCCCUAUCACAAGUGAGAAGAUAUGUUAGUGAUAGGGCAAUCAAGAGAAUGGGCAGGACGAGGAGGAAGAGGACGAAAGACACAAAUCAGAGGAGGAGGAGUAGUGUUCAAUAAUUAUUCCCAUUUUACAUACCUUCUAAGCUGAUUUAUUUUUUCUUCCUAUUCCCGCAUAUCUAUCUAUCUAUCUACCUACCUAUUUAUCUAUCAUACCUUCGCAAUAAAUAUUUAUUCCUCUGGGAUAAAUUCAAAUUGUGAAAAAUCCUCCUCAUUUCAUUCGGUGUUUAAAUCUUUGCGAACUAUUAACCCUUUUACAUUUACAAUGACUUCACGUCGUAAGCAAACACGUCCAACAAAAAAUUUUCUCGAGUUGGGAUUACACUUCCAGUCAAAUUUAACUCUAUCAUCAUCAUCACUAUCUCCAUCAAUAACAUCAUCAACGUCAUCAUCAAGUUACUUCGAUAUCAUGUUCAAGAAUUCAAUGUCAACCUUAGUACUACCAGCUAAUUUUCAUACAAGUUCAGAAAAUUGUAUGGAUUUUCGAGAUUCGUUAAGCAGUAUAGAUUCGAAUCUACCAAGCUUACCACCAGUAACUAAAUGGAAUUAUGAAGAUACUGGAGAGUAUAUUUCCAAUAUUGACAUAAAGAAUACUGUCACUAAUCUAAUGAACGAUCAAGCAAUAUCUCAACAUAUCAAUGCCAAUCAAUAUCAAACUGCUCAAUCAUCUUUAUUAAACUGUAGUAAACAAUCCUUUCCAACACUUCUACCGUUUGGAGAUAGUGGUUGUAUAAGUUUAACUGAUGAGACUAGUCUGAUUAGUGUAAAGCAUUCAACAUCUACCCCAGUGCAUACAAUGGAUAGUGAUAAUACACCAACAACAAAUGCUAGUACAACUACAAUAAGUCCAAUAAAUAUAGACAGUUUAGAUCGUUCAAAUGAUACUCAAGUUAUACCUGUAAUUUCGAAUAAAACUGACCAGAGUUUACAACCUAUGAAUGAUAAUUACUAUACAUCCGCUAGUACUAUUACCACUACAACGACUAACACUGCUAUCAAUAAUGCUAAUCCUGUUAUUACUAUUAUUACUACUGCAAAUAAUAAUAAUAAUAAUAAUAGUAAUGAAAACAGUAGUAGUAAUCAGUUAAAUGAACAACAAAAUGUCGGGCUAAUUUAUUAUUCUGAAGAAAAUCAAACUCCAGUAAUCAAACAAACUGUAGAGCAUAAAAGAAACUGGAAUACUCCAGUGAAUACACUUAGUGUUAUGCAUAAUCAACAAGAUGAAUUAAAUCUAGAUGAAUCACCGUCUGAUAAUGAGCUCAACUUGAGUUCAGAGUCUAUGAAUCGAAGAAAUAGAGCAGAUGUAAAAAUACAACCUUAUGCUCUUCGUGGUAAUAUUGAAGUAUUUCGUUGUCCAUUAUGUUCAAAAGAUGAAAUAUUUAGUCGUGGGCAUUUAACAAAUCAUUUACAAGAUCAUCAAAGCAAUUUUAAACGUGAAGAUUAUAAGCAUGUUUGCUGUUUUUGUUUCAGUGAAUUAAGUUCAAACAGUUCACUUGAACGUCAUUUAUUAACUCAUACAAACCAUCGUCCAUUUAACUGCAAUCUGUGUGAUAAAGCCUUUACAACUAAUGGCAAUUUAAGUCGACAUAUACGUACAUCUCAUCAAGUGAAAACAACAGUCACAAACUCUUUUACACCAAUAAGUACUGUUACUCCAUCAACAGCAUCAACAUCAUCAUCAUCAUUAGCUCCACAAUUAGUACCACAUCACACAUCAAAUCAUCAACACCACCAACAACAGCCAAUACUGUUACCUAAUUGGUUUCAAUCUUCUACUGGUCAACUACAGUCACCUUCAUCAUCUUCAACAAAUAUUUAUCCUAAGCUCAGUUCAGUAUAUCAUAGUGGAGGAGUUAACGAUGAAUACCGUCAUCAUCAAAACACCUCAUCGUCAUCGUCCUCCUCAACAUCAAUAAAACAAUUAGAUUUGAAUACUUCUCGAAUAAAUACUUCACAGCAGUUGACUACAAUUCAAUCAAAUUAUAAUGAAAUGCUAAAAAUAAGGCAUGAUUAUCCUACACCUUGGAUGAAUUUAUCUUCUUCUACUUCAACUGUUAAUUCAAAUGAUAAACAACACAUUGAUGUUAUUGGCAUAAAAUCGUGUAUGAAUAAUAGCCUGUCGAAUAUUAUACCAACUUUUAUCAUAAAUGAUGAACCAAUUAAAUUAGAACAAACAAAAUCACCUUUAUCAGGAUAUGAUUUACAUGAACAGAAUAGACGAGACAAUCACUCUGAGGCGAUGAGAUCAUCAUCAACUUCUUUGUAUACAGAAAAUAAGAAUUUCGCCAACUGGUCAACAGAUUAUACAAAACACCAAGAACAACAUUAUAUUGAUAAUGAUAAUUUGAAUAAUAAAAUAUUCGAAUCUUCUAGCUGGUCAUCAUAUAAUAAAGGCAAUAAUACUACAUCUGAAUUUCUUCAAUUCUUUUCAAAUUAUUGGUUAAAUUUAAGUAAAAGUGGUGUAUUGAACAAUUCAACUUAUUAUACUACAAGUGUAGAUCCACGAACAAUUAUUGCUAGUCUAUUACCUUCUUCAUAUUUACCUGUAAAUAAUAAUGCAAUGAAUAAUGAUUUCACUUCUGUCACAAUGAUGUCAUCACUUUCAACAUCAACAUCAUCAUCGUCAGCGGCGGCAGCAACAGCAGGAGCAAAUGGUCCAGUUGAUACAAUUGGAAAUUUUUCAAAGUAUACUUCAGAAUCACCUAGAAUUACUAUUUGUGAAAUUCCAUCAUCAACAGGUAUCAAUGAGAUGGACAAUCAAGUCAACAGAAGAUUUGAUAGAGGAAGUCUUUAUACUGCCAGUUCUGGAGAAUAUGGUGUUGUUUCUUCAUCACCUAAUCCAAAUGUACAGAAUAAUAAUAAUAACAACAACUUACAAGUUAUACGACCUAAAUUCUUCACUGGGACGAAUAAACAUGAACGGCAAAAAUCACGCAUAAAGAAAGUGAGAACUAUGAAAACUUUUUCAGUACGUUAUAUCUUGGCUAAAAGAAGAAAAAGUCUGACGAUGAUUGGAAAGAAGAGACUGUCAAGAAAAGUAGCAGAUAUUAAAUUCAGAUCGUUAAGUUCAUUAAGUUCCAGCUCUAAACAAAGGAGAGAAUGUGAUAUGCAACAAUUCCAGACAGUAGAUGCAGAGUAUUCUUCAAACAGAUCACACAGUUCAUACAGUCCAGAACACUGUAAUUCAACAAGAAAUAAUGCAAACAACCUAUCAACUGAUUAUACAUGUUCGCUAAGCAAUUUCUUUAGCACCUCGGAUAGACCGUCACCAUCAACAAUUCUAUAUACCUAUAAUGAUAAGAUGAGUAACGAUAAUGAAAAUAAUAAUAAUGACAAUACCAUGCUGAAUACUACAGAACAAAAUUAUCUUCAACCAAUGGAGUCCUAUCCAGAAAUACUUGAUCUUUCAUUACGUAACAAAAAUCUACAAACAUAUGAUGAAAGCCAGAAGAAUACAAAUGACAUUCAACAAUUUAACAGGCUGUAUGCAAAUCCAGGAAACUAUUCUGACAUGCUGAAUUCAAAACCUAAAACUUUCAAUCCGAUGAAUGCAUCUACUGUUCUCUAUCCUUCAUAUGCUAUUAAUACUACUAAUACUGGUAUGUCUAACCAGCCAACAGUUGACACAAAAUCAUUUGGUCAUGAGAUAAAUUUAAACAAUAUUCUUCAUGAUAUUUGUAGUCUAUCUGUUAUGCAACAAAAUAAAACUUCAGCUUAUACUGAUAAUUUAGCAAAUACUACCAAUACUACUAAUAAUCAAUCAAGUAGACUGUCAAUGAAUUUACAAAAUAGUAGUAAUAACAUGUCAAAUGCACAUAAAAUACUUUCUCUUCGAACAAAUAUUCCACCAGUGCUUAUACAACCAAAAAAGAAUUCAUAUAAAGAUGCACCAAAACUGAUCACUUGUCCUAUAUCUGGCUGCAGUCAAAAAUUCCCGUGGAAUAGUUCUUUAAAACGACACAUUCUUACACAUACUCCUCAUAAACCAUUUGCUUGUACAAGAUGUACCAAAUCCUUUUCAACUAAAUCAAAUCGUGAACGUCAUAUGGAACGUGUACAUCGAGUUAGCUUAAAACGUCAACGUCAACGUUUCAAUCAAACCAGUAGUAUGAGUAUUCAAAGUCCAUCAAGUGGAGAUAAUCGUUCUGAAUUGAGUGGUCAUUAUUCGAAUAAGAAUUCUGUUGGUCGAGCAACAACCGCAACAACGACAACAACAACAACAGCAACACUAGGCGAUAAUAAUAAUAAUGAUCAAGAAAUUGAUGGUAUUGAAGAGUUGAGAGAAGAUGAAAUAUUAUCAAUGAAUUCAAAUGAAAAACAAGCUGAAGAUAUUAGUAAUAGUUUAUUAAUACGAGCCGGUGAUCCAGUAGUAGAACCAAAUCCAGAAAGAUUGUAUAAUGCGGCGUUAUUAGCAGUAGCGAAUUCUACACGAGGUGGAUUCACUAACUUUUUAAAUCAUGUCUCUUCCCCUAGUAUUAUAAAUAAUAGUAAUAAUAUUCCACAGAAUGUUUUACCAAAUAUUUCUAUUCGGCAAAGACAAUCAGUCCGUGGUGGAGGAGGAGCAGGAGGACGACGACGACCUAGACGUAGUAAUUUAUUAAGCAUGAAAAAUAUCCCACAAAUCCCAUUGAUUAAUAUGAUAACUGAAUCAACUAGUGAGAAUAAAUCAACGCCUGAAGAUCCACCAAUAGAUUUAUCUUUAAAUUCAACAAUGAAAAAUACAUCUACAACACUUACAUGUCCAAUAUGUUCACUAUCGAUUGGUAGUCGAUGUUUUCGUCGGCAUUUAACACUUCAUCAAGUCGAUAAUCCAGUUUUUCGUUGUCAUUUAUGUCAGCUAACUUUUCAAGAUCAAAUAUCAACAUUAACUCAUUGGGCUAUGGAGCAUUCAAAUGAAUGGUCAAAAUUUGUUAAAAAGUUAAAUACAAAUGAUACAUCAACUGAUAUUCUUAAACAAAUUCAAUUAAGUUUAAAAAAUAAUGUUAAUACUACUGAUACUACUACUACUCACAACUAUAAUAGUAGUAGUAGUAGUAACAACCAAUUAAAAGUUACAUGUGAUAUCAAAGAAACAACUAGUAAUACUAUCAAUAUAUCAGAAUUAAAAGAACCAAUUAAUUAUUCGGCUAAAUUAAACAAUUACAACCACAAUAAUGAUUCACGUUAUGUCUCCUGUUGUGUUUGUCUUCAUCGUUUUGGUAGUCAACAAGAUUUACAAAGACAUAUGAGAUCGCAUACUGGUGAAAGACCUUUUACUUGUCCAUAUUGUGGUAAAGAAUUUUCAUUAAAGCAUAGUAUGCAUAGACAUGCUAGAGUUCAUAUGAAACAAACUAUUAAAAUAAACACACUAAAUGAAGCAUCAUCUUAAGUACACUCAUAUACUCAUAUCUAUUAUAUAUAUAAUAAUGAAAAGACAAAAGAAUAUACGAAUUAAACGCUUGUCUUUUAUGUUUUUUGACUAGUCAUCAUAGGGAUUUCUUUAUAUAAAGCGCCAAAUUUUCAAAUAAUCCUUCAUUGUUUCAAUAAUAAUUGAACACAGUCUCUCUUUUAUUUUAUUUGUAUUUUUCUUUUUGUAAAUUCAUUCAGUGUUAUUCCUAAUUUUACGUACUAUUUCUUUACAAUAAUUCUGAAAUAGUAGCUUUUAUUAUUAUUUAUUAUGGUUAAGGGUUGUUUCCGCUUAACAAACAAAAAGAAGUUAUCAAAGUGUUAUUAUUACAAAGCCCAAAACUCUUAAUAUGAGAUACAUCGUUCACUGACAGACACACUUAUGACGCGCACCAAUGAGGGAUUGGUUCUACUUCUCUAUACAUAUUUUCAUUUCUGUUUUAUUUGGUUGUUGUUCAGGGUUUCUUUUUUCUCGCUCACUUUAACUUGUCUGGUUUCAUUUUAAUAAAACAACUAAUAAU
This is a messenger RNA of Trichobilharzia regenti, 6030 nucleotides long. NCBI's taxonomy places the organism in Eukaryota, Metazoa, Platyhelminthes, Trematoda, Strigeidida, Schistosomatidae. The record is from the annotation of a GenBank genome assembly.